Molecule: messenger RNA, 2078 nt
Organism: Paramuricea clavata
Lineage: Eukaryota; Metazoa; Cnidaria; Anthozoa; Malacalcyonacea; Plexauridae
Source: the annotation of a GenBank genome assembly
AUGUCGGUGUCAAUUAUUUCCUUUUUUUCAAGGGCAUAUUAUCGAGGGCUAAUGUUCAUUGAUACUGAUGAAUUGAUUGAAGAAGGUAUUUAUUGUGCUAAAGUUUUUUUUUAUGAAAUUAUUUCAUUUAUUUCAGAUAUUACCAAUAUCACCAAAAGUCAUUUAGUAGUAUUACUUUUAGCUAAUCAUUCAGUGCAAAGUGUGUUGCAAGAUUUAGCAGACUAUAUGUCUGGCAGCUUUAAAUACAAUGAGCCAUUUUGUGUUAUUUCAUUCUUUCCAAUGGAAGAUGAUUUUUUCUGAUUCUCACAAAAAGGAGGAAGGUGUUGGGUCUUAUGAAAAUACAAAAACUAUGAAAAUCUUACACACAGUGCCAGCACUGUAGUAGUGUUAUAUUAACCCUUUACCCAUUGGAGUGCAAGACCCUCCCAUUGGCGAGUAAAAUAGUCCAGCAUUAGACAUAGUAAAAAAAUAAAGUAGGGCGCAUUUGGGUGUAUUGCUGCGUAAGGGGAGAGUCUCACACUUUAAUGGGUUAACAAAACAAUCUGGCAAUGUGUAUUGUUAACCCUUUAAGCAACAAUGCACCUUAUUCUUUCACUCAGCAAUAAGCCAACCCCCCCUCCUGUGUCUGUCUAAUGCCAGCCGAUUUUACUUGUCAAGGGGAGAGUCUUGCACCUUAACAGAUUAAACAUAAUAAUUUUUCCCAAAGGAUUACGUUGAUAGUUAAUUGCAUUUAUAAAAUACACAGCCAAAACAAAUGUUGGUAUAUUUAGUUCUCAAUUCUUUUACAGAUAUACAACAGAAUGAUCGUAUUGUGAGGCCUCGAAGUAAAGUGAGGAGAAGUAUGUAUAUAAAUGACAUAACAAAUACCCAAGAAAUCAAGUGACAGAAUGCUUACACACUUGUUACUUUUGCUUAUUGGAUUCUUGUUUGUCCUACAUCGUAAUGCAAAUAUUUGCUUCCACAGGGGAGUUUUCAUUAUGCAUGUAUGGUAUGGAUUAGUUGGAGGCAGCAUUCUAUGUCCUAGCAACCUUUAAAUAUGCAAUUUGCUUUUGGCAACAGCAAAAUUCUCAUGACCCUACAAGGAAGAACCAAACCUUAUUGUUUUCCAUCUCCUUCCCUGGCAUACAGUCAAUGAAUACUUCUUGAUUUGGCUUAAUGAUUUCAUUGAUCCCCAAACCAUAAAAGUGUCUAAAGCUAUGGUUCGCAGAAAUGAGGCUAAUGAUGCAAAUAUUUGAAUUUCUGUUGUGCUAAACCUUUGUUAAAAUGACUGUUUCAUUCCAACCUUGGAUGACUGCUACAAUGACACUGUAAGUUUCAACUUUUCUUUCCAGAUCAAUAUUUAUUUUGAUUAUCUUUUACAAUUAUUAUAGGUAUUGAUUAUGAAUGCUUUGAGAAUGUUAAAACAGAUGGGAAGUUGCUGCACAACUUGCUUCUACAAGUAAUAAUAAUAUUAAUAUAAUAUCAUUUGAAAUUUUUUUGCAAGAACGUAGAAACAAUGCUAUACAAAAUGAUGAUGAAUUCUUGCUCCACGAAAAUCUAAUUCCGAAAAUCUACUUCUAAAUCAACUCAAUGAACAUUCAUGUUUUGUAGGUUCUGAUGAUUUCAUGUGUAUGCAUGAGUUAGUAGUUCAAACAGCAAAUCUGGAAGACGUAAUGGAGUCACCAGGAAUAACAAGUGAUGAAAAAAGUAAAACUUGUGAUGCAGAUAGUGCCAAGAAAUCCUUGAAUGAAUAUGAUGCUAAUGUUCAAGACAUCAUUAAACUACAAGAGCAUGUAAUAGCAACGCAGCACAAAAUUAUUUCAAGUGGGAGUUUCUUAGGUGGGCUGUUGUCAUUGUCAGAAAAAAAUGCUAUUAAAUCUGAAGUAAAUCAAGCGAAGCAAAUAUUCAACCUCGAGAUACAAGAAAACAAGAGGAAAGACAUAAGCGAAGUGUUCAAUCCACUCCUUUUCCAGCAAUUGCUCGUAGAUAUUAAGAAUGCAUUGGCAACCAUAACUGCUGUUCUGGAACUACUUGUACUGACAAACAAUACGUCACGAAAUGUUUUAAAAACAGAAAAUGUGAAGAUAAUAGAAUUGUAG